Acanthoscelides obtectus is the source of this 4541-nucleotide messenger RNA. NCBI's taxonomy places the organism in Eukaryota, Metazoa, Arthropoda, Insecta, Coleoptera, Chrysomelidae. The record is from the annotation of a GenBank genome assembly.
GACAAGGACAGAGAAUGACGAUAUUUUUAUUAAAUAAAGUUCACAGGAGAGAUUUUAUCUUGUUCAUAAAUGGAAUUUAUGUUUCUCAGACCAUUGAAAGCGAGGAUGUUUGUUGAACUUUUGUCAUGCAACUAGUAUUCACCUUUUGACACCUUAUUUUCCAGAAGUUUUACAAUUCUGAUUAUUAUCUACUCGGUGCAUUAAAAUCAUAAACAGGAACAAUUUCUAUAAUUUCGUGACCUUGUUGAACUUUCAACCAGAUGCAACAUGUCAAAUUCAAAUUCAAUCUAUCGCAGGUUCGUUAUGAUUCGUGCAGCAUCUGUUUUAUUUAUCUUUUGUUGACAUACGAUGCGAGAUAAUUGUUAUAAAUAUGGAUAAACACUGAAUUAGCACCUUUGUUACAUUUAAAAUUUAAAUUUACCAUAGUGACUUUUCGAUCUGUCAUUUGGUGAUACUAGCCAUACUAGCGAUAUGUUGGUAGCAACGCCUGUGGACAGUUUGGCAUUUUGUGAUGUGAGUAUUUGUUAAAAAGUUUUUUUAAUAGUAUAAUGGUACAAAUCAUAAAAACAUAGCUGCCGUUCGGAUAUUUCUGUAAUAAGAGGCCAAAAGUAAACGAUAGAAGUAACUGUGCAAUGUCCUGGAAGCCAAGAAUAGCCUGUAUGCGUCUCUUCAAAUUUGGUUAAGAGAUGAAAAUAAAAACUAAUGGAAUGCAAAUAAAAACAUUAGAACAUAUGUGAUGUGAAACAUAAUUUAGUGGUAUUAAAAUAAAUGGAAUGACUGUAAACAUAUAGUGUCGAUCUCAGUGAGGCUAAGAUUCUGAUAUCGCUAAAAAUCGUUGUAGUGUAUGGAUGUAGUGAUAGCCCAGUAUGAAACCCAGGAAAGAAGAGGAAGCUACAGUUAAGAAAGAACCCACUGGAGGCAACAUCACUAAAAAUGGAGGCAUUGUUGGUUCAACUAAUACUGGCUCAAUGCAGACAGCCUUAGAAUGUAAGCCUGAGACUCAUACAGAGGACUCUGUAACUACGACUUGUGUGGAUACGAACUCUUUACCCCUAAAGCAAGAAGACAGUAUAGAUGGCGAGUUAACGGGCGAUGCAUUUGGCCUGGGGCUGCCAACACCUGGAGGAGGGCCUCAUCCAGCCCCUCCCGAAGGAGUGCAGCCCCUGGCCAGUAACGUUAUCAAUAAGCAACCUAAUUCGAUGGAAGUGCACUACAUGCAGCAGCAAAGUCAAAUAUUUGUGUUCUCUACCAUGUUGGCCAACUCUGGGGCUGAAGAGGUAUUACAAGGAAGGUACCCCUCGAUAAUUGCCUACCAUUGUGCCCAGCCUGGUACCAAAAAGUACUUAGAAAAGAACCCGCUCAAGGUGACCCAGUUCAACCGUCAAACUCCAGGACAAUGGUUGAACAACCUGGCGAUGAUGAAGCACAAAAGUUGCACUCGCAGUCCAGGUCUAGGUCCAAAACCGACUCCCCCUGCAUUGGACAACUUUCUCGGUCCUGACAGCCUGGACGACAUGGUGGGCCUAGAUGAUGCUGGCAUACCAUGGGAUCAGAAAAAUAAUCAUCCUUUGGAAGGCCUCGAUGCCGCGAUCUCGAAUGGCCUUCCAGAUGUUGUGCCUGACAUGGACGCAUGUAGUCCUUCUUUAGCUAAUGUUCAGCCCUCUUUACAGGGCGUUAAAGUGCCUGACGAGAAUUUGACCCCGCAACAGCGGCAGCAUCGCGAAGAACAACUGGCGACGAUACGCAAGAUGCAGCAGAUGCUGUUCCCCGAGAGUCAGAGCAUGGAGGGGGGUCCCGGUACCGGCCAGGGGCAGAACCCCGCGGGCCCGGGCAGUGCAAUCGGAGAUCCGGGAGGCGGGCCACCCGGUAGCGGACCUCCUCCCGCAGGCAAUGUUGACUGGCAGAAACUGCACCAGUUCUACGAUAAACAAGGGAAGCAAGGACUCCAGCAACCUGGGGGACCCCCGCCCCCGCCUGGAGGAGGGCCACCUUUAGUUCCAGUCGGGCCGAUAAGCGGUGGUAGUGUUGGAGGCAACGGUCCUGGUUCAAAUAUGCCUCCAGGACGUGGAGGCAGUGGUGCUGCUUCUGGUAAUGCCCCAGGGGGUAACCGCUUGCAAGGGCCUCCUCCCCCCUAUCAUCAGACACAACGAUCAGCUAGCGUUCCGAUAGCGUUACAGAGCCCGAAUCCCGCGUCGCCGAACAACCCCACGUCGAAUCUGUCGUUGCCUUCCCCAAGAGCAUCGUCUUCUUCGGCACUCAACUCUCCUGCAGACCCCAACAGACCACCGCCCUUUGGUCUACAAAGGCACGUCAGCACCGGACAGAGUCCGACGUCACAGAGUCCGAACCCCGCGUCGCCGAACAACCCCACGUCGAAUCUUUCGUUGCCAUCCCCAAGAGCAUCGUCUUCUUCGGCUCUCAACUCCCCUGCAGAUCCCAACAGACCACCGCCCUUUGGUCUGCAAAGGCAUGUCAGCACAGGACAGAGUCCGACGUCACAGGACUCGCCUACAGCGUCUUCGAGACAUAACCACAGUAAUCCUGGCACGCCACUGUCUUCGCACCUCUCCCCAAGUGUAACGAGUAGUACCACUGAGCCCACUUCUACUCAUCAGUCUUCAGUAGACGGCAUAUUCGGCCGGACAUUGCAAUCCAUGGCACAACAGAAGCAACAAAUCAGCACAUCAACGGCCACAUGUACAACAACCCCGACCAGCGGAGCGGUUAAAGAGCCUAACUUGAUGCCGGUACCUUCUCCGCAGCAGAUCCAAUAUCUCAACACCUUCGAAGGGCAAGAGUUGAUCAUACAGAAACAGCCGAAUACAAGUUUGAAAGAUGGAAAUAUCAUCUCGCCGCCCGUCUUACCAACAUCAAUGGACAGUGGUUUUCCAGGCCCAACCCCAGAUCUUCCACAUGCAAAGGUAUCAGGGCCUAACACGCCAACGUCAAUGGAUGUUGGGACAAGGUUUCCUCCUACCCCUUCAGAUGGAUGUCGCUUCCAAAUUUCCAGUCCCCAGACUCCGACUGCCACUUCAACAGGGGAUAAGCCUACAAGACUUCCUAAUACAGCUGGAGCUCCUGGUCUGAGUCCUCAAACCGCGGUACCUGGAGCGUCCUCUGAUCCUUUAAAAACUGAUCUCUUCCCUACUCCCAGUCCACACAUGAUGGACGUACCUCGUUUCGCAGGACCAAACGCCUCCCCUGGUGCUAAGAUGGGAGGGGGGUUCGUGAAUGUAUCUCCUCAAGGAAAGCCUAUGGAUAUGCCUAGCUACGGUUGCGCUAGAGGCGACAAUAUCCCUUUGAACCCCAACUGCACGAGCGCGAUGACAAACAACCCCAAGGUGUCCCAUUUCGACCCCAUAUCCUCUUUGGCUCAGAUGAGUCAACAGUUGACGAAUAGCGUGGCGAGUUCCUUGAAUGGACAAAGCAAUCAAGGUCCAUCGAUGAUGAAUUUUGGAUCUCCUUCCAUGCAUAUGAUGGACAUGGGCGGGUGUCACGGUAUGGGCGAUAUGGACCAAGGUACCGGUAACAUGAUGGGUAUGCCCAUGCAAGGACCCCCACACGGUUUCCAUCCCAAUUCUCCCAUGGGCCCGAUCCGCUCCCUUUCUCCUAAACUGCCAGGUGCCUUCCCGAAUCCCAUGCCUAUGCCCAGGAUGAUGGGACGUCCUCCAGGACCAAACCAUUACAAUGGAGCCAACGUUCAAGUGAAGCCAAACGCACCAAACACGAUACAGUACUUGCCGGCUAAAUCUCAAGUAGGUCAACCUCCGGGUCCGAGAGGUCCGCCUAGUUUAGAAUUUCUAACUCGAUUAGCAACGCCGAUGAACAUGAUGGACCCCAAAAUGCAGCCCCAAAAUAUGCAAUACUUCGCAGCGUGCGGUCCCAAUAAUGGCCCGAUGCAGGGCGGACCCAUGCCGCCUCACAUGGGGCCUAUGGACGGGCCGAUGUCCCAAGACGGAGGCAUGGGACCCAUGGGCAUGGGAGGCCAUCUAGGCAACGGCUCUGGUCCCAUGGGUCCGAUGGGCGGGAACAUGGGCAUGCCUGGCCCCGUGCCCGGUCCAGGUGGCAUGAUGCCGAUGAUGCGUGGCGGUCCCAUGCGCGGCCCCAUGGGAAUGCGCAUGCCCCAGAUGGUGUUCAACGGUCCCCCAGGCCCCGGAGGAGACCCGAUGUUCGGACCGGGUGGCGCUCCUCAAGGCCCGGGCGGGCAGAUGUUCGUCAGUGGUCCGAAAGGCAGCCCCAUGGGCAUGCCCACCCCCGAUGCCACUCAGCCACUGCCCCCUUCGAUGGGCCAGAAUAGCAGCUUUAAGGGUUCGCCCUUCGUCGGCCCGUCUACGGCUGAUCCGAACUACGCGCAGCAGUUCCACAACUUCCAGCAGCAGUUGUACGCGACAGGUACCCGCAGUCAGAUGGGCAGUCAAGCGAUGGGCCCUGGCCCCGGGCCCCCGCAUAUGCAACAGCCACCUUACUUCAAUCCUAAAUAGCAAAUAUGGUGCUGAGUGCAGAGUGAUUGAUAUGUUAACAAUAAAAUUCUACAUUAUAUA